Messenger RNA from Cygnus olor (mute swan), 3373 nucleotides. It is a transcript of the gene AGBL3, whose product is annotated as AGBL carboxypeptidase 3. Lineage: Eukaryota; Metazoa; Chordata; Aves; Anseriformes; Anatidae. The record is from RefSeq and is a predicted model, not a curated record. Gene Ontology annotation, molecular function: zinc ion binding; metallocarboxypeptidase activity. The coding region runs from base 90 to 2639 and encodes 849 amino acids. The transcript has 16 exons. Gene Ontology annotation, biological process: proteolysis.
CGCCCCUGUGCCGGGCCCCGGCCGCGGCCCUGCGGGGAGCCGGCAGCGAGGGGUGCGGGGGUGCGAGGCGGCGGCCGCUCCCCGGGAGCAUGUCAGAAGGCCCGGAGCAGCAGCAGGAUGAAGACUCCCAUAGCUCCUUUGUGGCAGAAGAUAGUCAGCAGUGUGCAGUUCUUACAGAUUCUGUUUGUGCUGAUCUUUUUCCAAGGGCAAAACAGAUUCUGCUACCAUCUAAUUCAGAGGCAGAGGUUCCCCAUCUUCAGGAGCUGCCGAAUCUGUGUGACUUACCACCUGUAGGUCAGUUUUCCCAGGUGUACUGGCCAAACCAAUGUGAAGUCAUCAGGGACAGAAUUGAGCACAUUGAUUGGAUACCCACUACCCCUGAGCCAAUGUACACUCCAACAGGUUUGGAGAUGAUGCCGCCAUACCAACCUCCUGACAAAGGCACUGUGGUUUAUCUGGGAGAAGAAGCUAACACACACUCCUGCUUCAUGUAUUCCCGAGUGAGAGGUCUCCACCCCAUGAAGCAGGUCCUCCAUCAGAAACUGGACAACACGCUCAUCUUUGAAGCACGGUUCGAGAGUGGGAAUUUGCAGAAGGUGGUUAAAGUCCUGCAUUACUUGACAUUGCAUCACGCUGCAGUGCUAACCAGCAUCAUAACUGUUUGCCUUCUUUUGCCUACCAGUAAUGACUUUGAGUACCAGCUGACCCUGCGCACCGACCUCUACACGAACAGACACACGCAGUGGUACUACUUCCAAGUCAGCAAUACUCAGGCAGGGAUGCCGUAUCGCUUCACCAUUGUCAACUUUACCAAGCGUAACAGCCUGUAUAAACAUGGUUUGCGGCCACUGUUGUACUCAGAAGUUGAUGCUAAGCAGCACAGUGUUGGCUGGCGAAGGACAGGAAAUGAAAUCAAAUAUUAUAAAAACAAUGUGGGCGAAGGUGGACGUCGGUAUUUCUCACUCACUUGGACGUUCCAGUUUCCUCAUGACAGAGACACCUGCUAUUUUGCCCACUGCUAUCCUUACACCUACUCCAACCUGCAGGAGUACCUGGUGGACAUCUCUAAAGAUCCAGUGAGGUCCAAGUUCUGCAAGAUUCGUAUCUUGUGCCGUUCCCUGGCAGGAAACAUAGUGCAUGUCUUAACUAUCACCAACCCUCCUGAAAGUGGCAACGACACGAAGAGGAAGGCUGUGAUACUAACUGCGAGAGUGCAUCCAGGAGAAACCAACAGUUCCUGGAUAAUGAAGGGAUUUCUGGAUUACAUUCUUGGCAAUUCAGACAAAGCUCAACGGCUCCGGGACACUUUUGUCUUCAAAGUGGUUCCAAUGUUAAAUCCAGAUGGUGUGAUUGUGGGAAAUCAUCGCUGCUCUUUAACUGGACAGGACUUAAACCGCAAAUACAGAUCCAAGGUGAAGAAAUGUUAUCCUUCCAUCUGGUAUACCCGAAACAUGAUCAGAAGAGUGAUGGAGGAACGUGACAUUUUUCUGUAUUGUGACAUCCAUGGUCACAACAGAAAACAAAAUGUCUUCAUGUAUGGUUGUGAGAAAGAGCAGCAACCAAAAGCACCGUACUUGCAGCCACGUGCCUUUCCACUCUUGCUGAGCAAGAACUGCCCAGAGAAGUUCUCAUUCCCAGACUGCCGUUUCAGAGUACGAAAGAGCAAAGAAGGUACAGGUCGAGUUGUAAUGUGGAAGAUGGGCAUCAACAACAGCUACACUUUGGAAGCCUCUAUUUGUGGCUCUAAGUUGGGCUGGAGACAAAGCACCCAUUUUGAUAUGAAAGACUUAGAGUCAAUAGGACAGCGUUUCUGUGAUGCUCUCUUGAACUACUCUGUUCAUAAUGAGGAACAAGAGAAAGUAGUGAGACAGCAAAUUAAGGUGAAAUCUGAAGUCCUCAAUUCUGAUAUAUACUGGGAUUCCAGCAGUCAAACUUCUGACAGCUCAGACACGUGUGAUCUUCCUGCACACGGGCAAAAACCAGGCUCUAAGAAAGAAAACAAAACAUCAGGAGAUCAUUUUAACGGUAUUGCUAAGGACAGAAGUCAUGAAAGCAAAAAUAUGCCAGGCACUGAAACUCAACAUAAGAUAUUUCAGGAAUCUGACCCAGUAGAAAAAGUAAAAUUGCCAAUUACAGCCUCUGCCAAACAAGUAGGAAAGGAUUUCAGCCCAGAGAGACUCACCCAUGAUGCUGAAGGCAAUUGUAGAAAGACAUCUGUGCCACAGAAGUCAGGAAAAAGUGUGUGCCCUGAUAUAAUCCUAUCCACAAGAGAAAGUUUCCAUUCAUCCAGCUUUAAUCUGAUUUCCCAGAAGACAAAGAAACACGAUGGCAGAAGUGUCUCCAGCUCUUCAGAGAAGACAUUUCAAUAUUUAAAAGGCUCAGGUCAUGAUCGUAGUGCAAAGAGCAAUUCCAAAAAAGAAGAAAGGAAAAUGGAGAGUCUCCCUUUAAAGCCCACAAGACUCAGGAAAAACAGGACAGCAAGCCAAGAUGUAAAUUUUAGGAAGAGUAAAUCCUGCCAGGCACAAAACACGUUGCAGUUCUCUCUGCCCUUACUGCCUCAAGCAAAGAAUAGUCAACCUGCUGCAAAAUAUCGGGAUGUGUAUUGGAGUCCCAGUUCUUCAGCCAGUGAAGGCCCAUGAAAGAGUGUCAUCCAUCUGGUUUGCUUAAACAAUUCCUAAAACAAAGUAACAUUUAUCUUAAACAAUACAUACUGUUUCUGUAUGGUGGACCCCACUUGCAGAAGGAACUGUGUGAAUAGCUAAGUGACCCCUCACCCCACCACCCCUUCUUUUUUUUUUUUUUCCCUUCUUUAACUCUAUUUGGAAGUUUUCCUAAUAUUCACCAGGAGAGUGAUUAUUCACCAAGCAGCAGAAGCCACCAUCCCCUGAUCAUAGUGGAAAAAUUGGAGUCAUAAGCCAUGAAAAUCAUUUCCCCUUUCACCAGCAAACCAAAUAAAUUUUACACACAGAAAAAUCUGACAUAAAAUCAGUACACAAAUCAUGGAACUCCUUGCUAAAGGAUGUGGAUGCAAAAACGGAUUCAGUUGGACAUGUACCUUAAAGAUAGACCACUGAGAAUUUUUAAAUAGGCAAGCCACAUAUGGCUUGGGAAAUGUCCUCAGCUGACAAGAGCAAGAACCUAGGAGAGUACUUGGAAAAAGUAUAUGUUUGUUCCGUUCCUACUCUCCACUGGGCAUCCACACAGAGUCAUCUUGGAGACAGAGUACUGUGAUAGGUGGCCCCUUGGUCUAAACCAGUAUGACUAUUUGUUACAGUCAUACGCCUGCAUAGUUUGUGUCAUCUGGGGGGGGUAUAGUACUGUACGGACAUCUGAGAAAAUGAAAUAAGAUUAAAAAUUUGGUUCUUUAAACAGG